Messenger RNA from Plasmodium vivax (malaria parasite P. vivax), 1662 nucleotides. RefSeq lists its product as hypothetical. Bases 1 to 1662 code for a protein of 553 amino acids. The record is from RefSeq and is a predicted model, not a curated record. The transcript has a single exon. Lineage: Eukaryota; Apicomplexa; Aconoidasida; Haemosporida; Plasmodiidae.
AUGAAUAUUUUUAAUGCUAGAUGUUGUCUCUUAACUUUAUUUUUUUUUCUUUUCGAAAAAAAAUUCGCCAAAAAGGGUGUCACCUUGAGUUGCGUUUUUUCCCAUGCGAGUGAGGAACGUGAGGGUGGCACAGGGACAUUUGCUUUGAGCAAUGAGCCGAUUUAUUACGCCCCUAGUGGGGGGCUGGCGCCGUGCGCGCUCAUCAGCAGAGGGUUAAGCGGGGAUGAGGAGGGUAGCGGCGAGGACGGCGGUGAAGAUGGCGACGGAGAUGGUGGUGAAGACAGCGCUGAGGACAACGCUGAGGAUGGAGACGAUGAUGGUGGCGAAGAUGGCGGCUUGCCCGGGGGACGCUUCCCAUACGAAGAAGGAAAAAAGAGUAGCCUUGUGAGCGACGCACCCAGCGACCUCCUGGAUGGAGAUGCGGAUGAACAUGCCGCCGAAGAUGGGGGAGCGAAGCGAAAGAUGAGUAAGAAGGAGGAAGAGGCGGAGGAUAACAAAAUUGACAAGUUGGUAAAUGCGGAAAUGAAAAAGCUCGAGGCAGGGGAAGAGGCGAACAAGGAUCCCGACGCAGAACCAGAAAAAGAGGACCAGGGAAGUGGCCAAGGACAAAGGGCGAAGCUGAGGUGCUCAAACAAGCUAAAUUACAUACAGGUGACGGCGAAUGGCCAAAGGGAGGGCGACCUCUUUGGCGAGAACGACGGGGAGAGCGCCCCAGCUUUCGUGGAGAUACCCCACGAGGUUGAGGAGGAAAGCGGCGGUGUGCCCACAAAGCAUGACGAAGCGGGGGAAGCAGCUGCGGCGGAGGAACCACAUAACCGCGUCGACCGAGCGGAAAAAGAAAACAACGCGAAGGACUUAAAAUUUGUGGAGGGGGAGCGAGAAAGACAAAGGAGCAGCCCCCCCUCGAAUGGAUAUUCCCAAAACAGCUUUGUCGAACUGAAAGGUGUGCCCGAUAAAUUGCCCCCUAAUUUUACCAACUCGCUUGGUAGCUCCCCAACGCACAGUAAUUUGGAGAAACCAGUUUAUAAGCACUUACCCUGGUCUAUCCUGGCAUCCGACUCUGGUUCGAACACCGGGUCCUGGGCAGACGUCAACAGUAGUACCUACAAUGUGAGUCCAUUCAGUUUCACCUCAAUACGUAGUGGUAACUCUCUGCAUCUACUGCCGAUGAAUUUCCAAAUCCAAAACUCCAUCGUGAAAGUAACUGAUGAGGAGUAUGACAAAUUGAAGCUUAAAAACAGCGUCAAAGUGUAUGACAAAAAUGCCCUGGUAGAUUAUAAGUAUGAAAUUUUUGAGGUGAAGGAAGGGGAGGAAUAUAAUGAUGGGAAUGACCCUUAUGAGGAAAGGAAUGGGGAAGAAGGGGAUGCAGGUGGAGAGGGGGGUUCCGAUGGGGAGGGAGAUGCAGAUUCUAAAUCAUAUCAAAAUAACAAAUCGGAUGGACGUGGGUUCUUCGAUGGGACCUUAGUAACCUACACCAUUAUCAUUUUAGCUGGUGUUAUAAUUCUGCUGCUAAGUUUUGUCAUUUAUUACUACGAUAUAAUAAAUAAGGUGAAGAGGCGAAUGAGUGCCAAGCGGAAGAACAACAAAUCUAUGGCCAUCGCGAAUGAUACAUCCGCGGGGAUGUACAUGGGCGACACCUACAUGGAGAAUCCCCACGUUUGA